AUGUCUGGGUCACGAAUUGCGAUUGUCGGAGUCGGUCAAGUUGGUGCCGCCGCUGCUUACGCACUUAUUCGCAGCUCAAUAGCUACUGAGUUGCUCUUGGUUGACAUUAAUGUGAGUUUGAGAGAUGGCCAAGUUCGCGAUCUCUCAGAUGUAGCAUAUAGCUGCAACAGUCGAACAAGGGUACGGGCGGCAAACUACCACGAGGCGGGCCAAUGUGACAUUGUAGUAAUUACUGCAGGAUCAAGGCACAAUCUAGGCGAAACUAGUCUCGAACAAGUAUAUCGAAACAUCUCCAUUGUCAAGACCGCUGUCGACGCAAUGACGCCUUUCAAAUCAGAUACUAUCCUACUCGUCGUGUCAAGCCCUGUCGACCUGCUCACAUCCCUUGCUCUGAAACUCUCCCAGCUUCCAACCUCCCAAGUCUUGGGCUCUGGCACGUACCUAGACUCUGUGCGACUUCGAGGGAUAUUGGCGGACAAGACUGAAGUUGCGGCAAAGUCGAUUGAUGUGUUCGUAUUGGGAGUACAGGGGGAAUCACAGGUGACGGCGUGGUCUGCCGCAACAAUUGGUGGUGUCCCUAUCGACAAAUGUCUCUCAAAUGAGAAAACUAUCAAUCGCGCCGAACUUUCCAACGAGUGUAAAAAUCGAUCACAAACCAUAGUUCGAGCCAAAGGAGCAACCCCCUUCGGCAUGGGUUCCAUCGUAUCCAGUAUCUGCUCUUCUAUCGUCUUAGACAAACACACCGUCCAUCCUCUUAGCCACUUUCAGCCGUCAUUUGAAUGUUGUUUCAGCUUACCCGUGGUGCUCGGCAAGAAGGGAAUCGUACACACAGUAAAGGUACCGCUAGAUAAGGACGAGGACAUUCAGAUAGCCGACUCUGCAAUUGCGCUCAAGGUGAUGAUUGACCAAGUAAGUAAAAACUGGUGA
This is a messenger RNA of Trichoderma virens Gv29-8, 927 nucleotides long. RefSeq lists its product as uncharacterized. The coding region runs from base 1 to 927 and encodes 308 amino acids. Gene Ontology annotation, molecular function: oxidoreductase activity, acting on the CH-OH group of donors, NAD or NADP as acceptor. The record is from RefSeq and is a predicted model, not a curated record. Gene Ontology annotation, biological process: carboxylic acid metabolic process. NCBI's taxonomy places the organism in Eukaryota, Fungi, Ascomycota, Sordariomycetes, Hypocreales, Hypocreaceae. The transcript has 3 exons.